Messenger RNA from Blepharisma stoltei, 1083 nucleotides. The record is from the annotation of a GenBank genome assembly. NCBI's taxonomy places the organism in Eukaryota, Ciliophora, Heterotrichea, Heterotrichida, Blepharismidae.
AUGGGUGCUUGCAAUUGUGUAGGUGAAAAGAAAGAGCAAGGUGGUGUUGACGUGGAACAAAAAGCUAACUCAUCAACUAAAAUUCAGCAGCAAGCUGAGACUUCUAAUGAUGCAGCCCAAGAAUUUUCUUUAUCUAUUAACAUCACAGCAAAACCUCCUUCAUAUCAAAUAAUCCAAGUUCAGUCAGCAGUUCGAGGAUAUAUCGCAAGAAAAAUAUUUGCAUCCACAUCCAAACAGCUUUCAAAUGCCGCAUUGGACUCUAUGAAUAAUCAUGAACUCAACGAUGUCCCAGAAAAUCUAUCAACGGAAGAGGCUCUCCAAGCAAAACUAAGGCUUGGCCCAUAUGAAUUCGACAAAGCUCCUACUCCUGGCACUACUUGGCGCGGGCCGACCAAAUUGCCAGAUGGAGCUGUAUAUGAAGGGGAAUGAAAUUCACGUGGAAAAUCCCACGGAAAAGGCAUAAUGUAUAAUACUGAUGGAGGAAUUAUUGAAGGCAAUUGAAGAAAUGGGAAGCCUAAUGGCCAAGCACGAAGAAUUUUCCCUAACGGAGACGUUUAUACUGGCGAAUUUUUUGAAGGAAAAAUGCACGGAGAAGGAAAAUUAGAAAGCAAUAGUAAAAGCAGCUUUGAAGGGGGCUGGAAAGAAGACAAACAAAAUGGGUUUGGAAUAGAAUCCUGGCCAGAUGGGGCAAGAUUUGAAGGCCAUUAUAUAGAUGGAUUUAAAGAAGGAAAAGGCAAAUUUGUGUGGGCUGAUGGAAGCAGCUAUGAAGGAGAUUUUGUAGCUAGCAAUAUUGAAGGCAAAGGGAAGUAUAUUUGGAAUAAUGGAAGAGAGUAUGAAGGAGACUGAAAAGACAAUAAAAUGCAUGGGUAUGGCACUUUCAGAUGGAGUGAUGGGAGACUUUAUGAAGGAGACUAUAAUAUGGAUAAAAAAGAAGGGUUUGGAGUGUUCCAUUGGCCUAAUGGGAAAAAGUAUGAAGGAUUUUGGAAAGAUGGAAAACAGCAUGGUGAGGGCACAAUGUUUAAUGUGAAAGGAAAACCAAAAAAAGGAGUUUGGAAAAAUGGGAAACCAGUAGAAAAAGAAUAG